Messenger RNA from Monomorium pharaonis (pharaoh ant), 13189 nucleotides. It is a transcript of the gene Khc-73, whose product is annotated as kinesin-like protein KIF13B. Gene Ontology annotation, cellular component: adherens junction; kinesin complex; microtubule. Bases 445 to 6249 code for a protein of 1934 amino acids. Gene Ontology annotation, molecular function: cell adhesion molecule binding; microtubule binding; microtubule motor activity. The record is from RefSeq and is a predicted model, not a curated record. The transcript has 29 exons. NCBI's taxonomy places the organism in Eukaryota, Metazoa, Arthropoda, Insecta, Hymenoptera, Formicidae. Gene Ontology annotation, biological process: microtubule-based movement; cytoskeleton-dependent intracellular transport; regulation of protein localization.
UGUUGACAAAUAUAUUUUUUCUCAUUCUAAUUUACUGCACCAGUGCAGUAGUGCAGCGAAAAAGGACAGACCAAAUGCCUCAUGCGUGUGCACUGGGAGCUGAGAUGUAGUGACGUCAACCACUUAUCGAACCGCGAGCGUUCCUAACGGCGAUUCUCGGAAACACGUUCAUUCGAUAGCCUCGAUAGCCUGGACUACUGUCGUUGUCCAGCUCUGAUGACGGGCUCGAGCAAUAUGGCGAAGUGUGUCACGGGAGGCUCGGUGUAGACGCAGUAUCGUUCGAAAAAUGACAGGUUCGCGGUAUGGGUUGAGAAUAACGUAGCGUAGAAUAAUGUGCGAAUUGUGCGAGAGUAGACGUAAUCACAUACAGGUGUAAUCGCACCAAACACCGUUUUUCGCGAUCGAUGUGACAGCGAGUGCGCGCGUUACCGGUGUGCAAAAGUCAUGGCUACGGAUAAAAUAAAGGUUGCCGUACGGGUCCGGCCAUUUAAUCGCAGAGAGUUGGAACUUUGUACGCAAUGCGUCGUCGAGAUGACAGAGCAACAAACUAUUUUGCAACAUCCCACUACAAUGGACAAGAUCGAUCGAAACAAGCCGAAGACUUUUGCUUUCGAUCACUGCUUUUAUUCUCUGGAUCCUGGAGCGGAAAAUUUUGCGAGUCAAGAGAUUGUUUUCGACGCCCUGGGUCGUGAUAUUUUGGACAAUGCGUUUCAGGGUUACAACGCCUGUAUAUUCGCCUACGGACAAACUGGCUCUGGAAAGUCUUAUACGAUGAUGGGUAGUGGUGAUAACAAAGGAAUAAUACCACGGUUAUGCGAUAAUCUCUUUGACAUGAUAGCGAAGCAGCAAAGUUCCGAGCUCACGUACAAGGUUGAGGUCUCGUACAUGGAAAUCUACAAUGAGAAAGUGCAUGAUCUUCUAGAUCCGAAACCAAAUAAGCAAUCACUCAAAGUGAGAGAGCACAAUGUCUUGGGGCCCUACGUGGACGGGCUAAGCCAACUAGCGGUUACUUCUUUUCAGGACAUCGAUAACCUCAUGGCGGAAGGCAACAAGUCGCGAACAGUCGCGGCGACAAAUAUGAAUUCCGAGAGCUCCCGUUCGCAUGCUGUAUUUUCGGUAAUUCUCACGCAGACUCUAACAGACUUGAAGAGUGGAGUCAGCGGAGAAAAGGUUUCGCGGAUGAGCUUGGUGGAUUUAGCUGGGAGUGAAAGGGCUGUGAAAACUGGAGCAGUAGGUGAUAGACUUAAAGAAGGAAGCAAUAUUAACAAGUCUUUAACGACAUUGGGUCUAGUCAUUUCAAAAUUGGCGGAUCAAAAUUCCGGCAAUAAUAAGAAGAAGGACAAUUUUGUGCCCUACAGAGAUUCUGUCCUUACGUGGCUCUUGAAGGACAAUCUUGGUGGCAAUAGCAAAACUGUCAUGGUAGCCACAAUAUCACCGGCCGCCGACAAUUACGAGGAAACACUAUCGACUCUCCGGUAUGCUGACAGAGCGAAGAGAAUAGUUAAUCAUGCUGUAGUUAACGAAGAUCCAAAUGCUAGAAUUAUUCGCGAACUCAGACAAGAGGUUGAAACCUUAAAGGAAAUGUUGUUACAUGCCACAGGAUCGAUUGUCGGCCAACAACGCACAGACAUUACGGAAAAAUUGUCCGAAUCGGAACGGCUGAUGAAGGAAAUGUCACAGACAUGGGAAGAAAAGUUAGUGAAAACCGAGAGACUACAACAUGAAAGGCAACAGGCUUUGGAAAAAAUGGGAAUAAGUGUACAAGCGUCUGGUAUUCAAGUCGAGAAAAGCAAAUAUUAUCUAGUUAAUUUGAAUGAUGAUCCAAGCUUGAACGAGUUAUUGGUUUAUUAUCUCAAGGAAAGGACUCUCGUAGGCGGUCGUUCAGCCAAAAGGGAACAGGAUAUUCAAUUGCAUGGCUUAGGUAUUUUACCAGAACACUGUGUUAUCACGAUAGAGGAAUCAGGCCUGUACAUGACACCGUUAAAUGGUGCUCGAUGUUUCAUCAAUGGUACGCAAGUUGUAAAUAAGACUUUGCUACAGCAUGGCGAUAGAAUUGUUUGGGGAAAUCAUCAUUUCUUUAGAGUCAACUGUCCAAGAAGUGCUACAGCAAUCAACAGCGAACCGCAGACUCCUGCUCAAAAUAUCGACUACAACUUUGCCCGAGAAGAGCUUAUGCUUAACGAACUUUCGAACGAUCCAAUCCAGAGAGCUAUAGCGAGAUUAGAGAAGCAACAUGAGGAAGAUAAGCAGGUUGCACUCGAGAAGCAGAGGCUCGAAUAUGAACGACAGUUUCAACAAUUACGCAAUAUACUAUCUCCCUCGACGCCAUAUUCACCUUACGUACCGUACGAUCCUCUAAGAGGUAGCCAGAGUGGGAAGUUCCCGGCUUGUACACCAACGACGCAAAUGCGCGUUGAAAAGUGGGCUCAGGAACGAGACGAGAUGUUUAAGCGUAGUUUGGGUCAAUUGAAAACAGAUAUCCUAAAAGCUAAUGCAUUGGUGCAAGAGGCCAAUGUUUUAGCUGAAGAGAUGGGCAAACAGACUAAAUUUAGCGUCACUCUGCAGAUUCCUCCGAAUAAUUUAAGUCCAAAUAGGAAGAGUGUAUUUUUUCAGCGGGGUGCGUUUGUCAGUGAGCCCGCGAUUUUAGUGAAGAGGAUGAAUAUGGGAAGUCAAGUUUGGUCUAUGGAAAAGCUAGAAAAUAAAUUAGUCGAUAUGCGAGACAUGUACGAGGAAAGAAAAGAUCCUAACAAUUGUCAACGAUUACCUACAAUUAAGGAUGAAGUACCAGGGAAAACACAAGAUCCGUUUUACGAAUCCCAAGAAAAUCAUAAUCUUAUCGGAGUUGCAAAUAUUUUCUUAGAAGUAUUAUUCCAUGACGUACGAUUAGAUUAUCACACUCCGAUUAUUAGUCAGCAAGGAGAAGUCGCUGGUCGAUUACAGGUCGAAAUAAGUCGCAUAUCUGGACAAUUUCCUCAAGAUCGUAUUUGCGAGGCUGCUUCGGAGUCUUCUGCGGAUUCGACGUCUUCUGAAGCAGAGGAUUACUCCGGAGGAUCUAGCCACAUUACCUGUCGCAUAACGAUAAAGCAAGCCACAGGAUUACCACUCUCGUUAAGUCAUUUUGUGUUUUGUCAAUACAUGUUUUGGAAUCAUCCAGAACCGAUAGUGGUUCCGCCUAUGGUAAAUACAGAGUUACCCAACUCUAAUUGUAUAACUGGCCAGAGAGAUUCUUUGGCAUUUAAGUUUGACCAUACAAAAGAUUUUACCGUACCCAUUACAGAGGAGUUUAUGGAACAUGCUGCUGAAGGGGCAUUAAGCAUUGAAGUAUGGGGUCAUCGCAGUGCAGGUUUCUCACGUAGUAAACCUGGAUGGGAAGUGGAACAACAGCAAUUAGCGAAAGCUAGAUCACUCGCUGAUCGAUGGUCUGAAUUAACACGAAAAAUUGAAUUAUGGGUGGAGAUACAAGAACUCAACGAGCAGGGAGAAUACUCGCCCGUUGAAGUUGCAGUGAAGCAAGACACAUGUACAGGUGGUAUUUAUCAACUUCGGCAAGGGCAACAACGUCGAAUACAGGUUCGAGUAAAACCAGUACAAAAUUCUGGAACCUUACCAAUUAUCUGCCAAUCGAUACUAAACAUAGCCGUUGGGAGUGUAUCAGUACGAAACCGAUUGCAAAUUCCAUUAGAUAGUUAUCAAGAUGAGGAUUUGAGUAUAUUAAGAGACAAAUGGAGCGAUGCUCUAAUGAGAAGACGACAAUAUCUUGAUCAACAAAUUCAGAAACUCAUCAAUAAGCAAGACAAAACGGAACAAGAUAUGGAGCGAGAACAAAGUCUUGUGGAUCAGUGGGUCAGUCUGACAGAAGAACGAAACGCCGUUCUAGUUCCUGCAGCGGGUUCAGGUAUUCCCGGUGCUCCUGCUGAUUGGACUCCUCCUGCUGGAAUGGAGCCGCAUAUUCCUGUAUUAUUUCUUGAUCUUAAUGCCGAUGAUCUCUCAACGCAUCAGUCGGGAGAAGAAGUAUCAGUGACAGGAUUAAAUUCGAUCUUACCUAAGGAACAUGGAAACAAAUUUUAUAAUUUGCCUAUUAUUCGACAUUUAGAAAAAGAUGUAUGUGCCAUUGCCGCUUGGGAUUCUAGUAUACACGAUAAUGUACAUCUUAAUAGAGUGACCGAUGCAAACGAAAGAGUGUUUCUAAUUUUGAAGACUACAGUUCGCCUAUCGCAUCCAGCACCAAUGGAUCUUGUACUACGUAAAAGAUUAGCUCUAAAUAUAUACAAACGACAAAGCAUUACAGAUAGAAUUUUCAAGAGAAUUGUUCGAACUGAUUGUUUGACGCAAACCGGUGUUACUUACGAGGUAGUUUCGAAUAUACCAAAAGCGAGCGAAGAGUUAGAAGAUCGCGAGAGCUUGGCACAAAUUGCUGCCAGCGGGGAAGAUAAUAGUUUAUGCGAUGGAGAAACUUAUAUAGAAAAAUAUACUCGUGGUGUAUCAGCCGUCGAAAGUAUAUUAACAUUGGACCGAUUACGACAAAGUGUCGCUAUAAAAGAAUUGUUACAAGCACAGGGACAACCACUGAUGCGUAAGACUGCAAGUGUUCCGAAUUUUUCUCAGAUUAUGAGAUUCGAUAUGUCAAUGGAUUCAUUGAAUGUUACUCGUUCGGAAAGUGUGACAGAUCUCAAUAUGGAAAAUGGUGUUCCGCAUCCGCGACGUGCAUCUAUAGGCCACACAAGAAAUGACGAAAACUUUAUAUCUGCACCACCAAAGCCAUUUGGAAUCGGCUCCAUUCUCAACUCAGCGAGACCAACUUUCCUGAAUCUGAACCUGAAUCUCAACUCAUUGACACGUCUUCAACAAUCUACCUCUGCCAAGUCAUCUCCGAAUAUGGUCAGCAGUAAAUUGGGUCCCCGUAUGACUACAUUACACGAGGAAAAUGUAGGGAACCAAGCAUCUACUCCUAUCAAUGAUGAUGACGAAGAGAAAAGCGACGCCGAUUAUUCUGAAUAUGAGGUAUAUCAGGCUCCACCGAAACCAGCAAAGCCACUAACUUCCUCACGCACGUUGGAUUCUCUGAUCGAACUACAAUCGACGAAGAUCAAUACGCCAAGUAUGAGUAGUAGCGGAUACGGUUCUCAGGCUGUUUCCACUACAAAUUUAACAUCAGAAGAUUCCAUUUCUGUCAAGUCCAUCAGCGUAGAUGAGACUCCAGAUUUCGAAUAUCGAAAUCUUCUCGAUAGCAAGAAACCCGAGAAAAUGGACAGUUCACUCGUUGAAGAAACACCUGAGGAGUACUUGUGUGAAAUAAAUUCUGCAUUGGAUAACUUGAACAUCUCACAAAGCGCUUGCACGGAAGGACAUACCAGAAAAAAUUUAGAAGAAAUAAGAACAUAUGUGGAUACCGAUAUCGAUAGUCCAGUUUCUUCUACAAAAAGUGAAACUGAAACUCACAGCAACAUGUUUCACGUCGAGAUUCAAAGAAAAAUUACACACGAUCAAAUUAUCAGUGAUAGAAAAAAUGAGAUGGAAAUCAGUCAGACGUCCAAUUCGGGAGAUGAUAGUCCUAUGGAGGGGACUUCGAUUGUACAUACCAAACUGCCACCUGGCAAGGUCAUGCGAAGAAGAAAGUCUUCUAACGGUACAGGAAGGCCUACCAGUUCACAGCACAGAGCUUCGUUUCCUAUGGUCCGUCCACAACUUUCUGAGAGUAAGGCUGCAGUACAUUUGGAGCAAACGCUACAACCUAAUAUGUCAUAUGAAAAUGGCGAUAAUAGCUCUUCGGAGAGAAUUGAUGCGGAUGAUAUUAACGAUAAAAGUUCAGCGUUUGGUUCAAGGCACGAUUUAACUCGAAUGGAAACUCCUCUACCAGACUGGAUUGUCGUUGGUGAAUCAGUUUUAGUUCGCCCUUAUAGUUAUUCCGGAGUUAUAGCAUACGUUGGUCCCACAGAGUUUGCAUCGGGAACGUGGAUAGGAGUUGAACUUGAUGCUCCAACUGGCAAGAACGAUGGUGCUGUCAAUGGCCAUAGAUAUUUCACAUGUCGAUCCAAAUGUGGUAUAUUUGUUAAAAUGGAUAAACUAAUUCAAGACAGACGAGGAAGAGCGCUUAGAAGCUAUACCAAGCAAGACUCUACACCAGCACCAUCUGCAUCAAUGCGCAGGAGUGUUAGCAAAGGCGAAGGAUUACAUUCCUUGCACCGAAGUCGCAGUCGAGGAGAAGGCCUCUCUACUACAGGUAUACGUUCUUUUCCACGUGGCAAGUAAACGGAUCAAACACUGCUUCACCAUUACUUCGUGUUAAUAAAAUCACGACAUAAAUAUCCUAAUUGCUACAUGCCUAUAUGAUAUAUGUAACAGCAAUGUUUCAGUCCUUUAGACAUAGGGCAGCUAUUGAUUAUUGAGGUUACUAUAAAAUAAUAUUUCAAACAUUAAGUAAUUAAUGUGUACUACACACAAAGCAUGGGAUAUUUUCGACUUGUCGUGUCCUAUGAGCAGCGUUUCAACUUCGCUACUUGAUUAGGGAGUAGGGAAGUAGGGGGUAGAGGGGUUAGCAUAAUUAUCGCCAUGUAUUGAAAGUCAGUUGCGACGCUUAUUGACUUAGGAGCAUUCCAAGUUUACUUUAACGACUGGUGUUACGAACCAUUUAUAUUUUAUGCCAGAGGAAGGCAAUAUACUCUGCGAUUUAAUUGUACAUUCUAAACUAAUCAAAAGUCAGCAGGACAUCUUUCUUUUAUUCUCGAUAUUUCAAGUACACUGAUAAUUACAACUUGAUGUACAUAUUCCACGUUAAUGAUAUUUUGUAUUUAUGAAAUCGAUCGACACAAUAGAUGCGAUAAUAAUAUACCGAUUAAAUCUUGUCGUUUUUACAAAUCAUUGGACGAAUACACUUUCCAAAAUUACCAUAUGGUAAUUUAUAGGCCGGAAAAGUGCCCAAUGAAAAGACAAAUGUCGGAAAACAUUUUGCAUAUAUAUAUUUUACCGCGUUAUGUAGAUUAUUUAAAGAUUUUAUAUGUAUACAAUUGUUUCAUAUAUUGUAUUUUUUAGCGCGAUUUGUUAAGUUCCUUUUUACUGUAAUAUACAUUUCUUGUCCCAUCUCAUAUAAACAUGACACCUUAAUUUAUAUAUUGCAUUUUAACUGCACCUUGCAUUUUUGGAGAUUGCAAAUUGAUUCUUUAAGGACUUUGUUAAUUAAUUUAAGAAACAAAUUGCAAGUCCAACAAUACAAUCUAAUAGAGUUGCAAUAUUAAGUUUGUAGGCUUAAAUAGUAGAAACGAAAUAAAUGAGCUUGUUUUAUUGCAUUAGUUGCAUACGAUUAUAUUCAUCCAAGUUUUUUUUAUAAAUACUAGGCUUAUCUACAUCAUUUCGCUUUAUUCACGCACAUUAUUUACAUACCUUUAAUGAACGAUGAUUGAUAUUUUAUAUCUUAUAACGUGAUUCGUUUGUUAACGAAUUUUUUCCACUGGGAGCAUCAAUUUUAUUUUGGAAAUCAUUACAUACGUAAUCACGUGAAAUCAAAUGUCGAAAAUUACUAUAUCUUUCUCUUAAUUCAUGAAACACAGAUUGUGUCGUAAAAUAAUAUGAAAGACAAAAAGUAAGCAAUUAACAUUUAAGAUAACUUAUACAUCGCCCAAAUUGUGAAAACAUCUCCUGUCCAAUUAGAACAAUACUUAUAUAUAUUACUAAUAAUGAGUAUAUUACUGUAUGUGUAAUAUUUAUGGAUUAUAAUAUAAUAAUAAUAAUAAUAAUAAUAAUAAUAAUAAUAAUAUAAUCGCUACGGCGCAACGUUUCCUUAUCGUGGCAGACAAUCUCCCCAGUUUUAUGUACGUGAAUAACAAUAACUCUGCGAAAAGGAAACCUUGCAACCAGCGGUAUCUGUCCAUUUUUAGUAAUCGAGAUUGUUGAGAAAGAAACAAAUAUAUUGAGAGAGUCCACGUGUCACAGUGAUACUACAUUAUUACCCGGCGUAACGUUAUUAAAUUCUUGAGUAAUUUUCAAUCACUACACGUCUUCUUGAGAUAGUACAAUUGACACUUGCAUUCCUGAACGCGAACAAUGUGAUAGGAAAAAUCCGAUAAAUCAUACACAAUUUCCACUAUAUAUUGAUACGUUGUCGAUCAAUUCUUGAAUAAUGUUUUUCUGAAUUUUCUUUAUAAGGCAAUUAUAUCUAGAGUAAUGUUCUUUUUCACACAAACCCGCAGAGAAACAACAUGAAAGAUAAUAUAAAUAAAAUGGAAACGAAAGAUAAUGUAACGGAAAGAGCAUCGACGAUAAUCUCGAACAAAGACAAGUGAUCAGUGUUUAAGUAUCUAUAUUUUUUUUUUACGUUGUCGGGAAAAACAAUGUUCGAAAAGCUAAAAUGGAGCAUUUAGCGUUGAGAGAGAGAGCUUACACAGCCUAUUCCAUCCCGCAAUAAGACAAUGUCCAUUUUUACCGUUACAAUUGUCUAAAGAUAAUCGUUCACGCUAUACUUUGUACCCUAAAUGACUCUAGAAUAUAUUUUCGACCAAUCGGUUUUACGAAUACCUUUCUAGAAGACUUCCGAGUUUAAUAUUAUCCGCGAUCGCUGCGAAUGACAUUGCGCUCACGGUCCAAGUUCCAAAGGGUCGUACAGGAGGGUCCAUAAUUUAAACUGAGUCUCCUAACUAUGGCUGUGAAAUCAAUCGAUAUUUUGCUGUUCACGCUGCUCCCUCGUUUUUAUCCUCGUGUUCAAAUAUCAUACGCGUUACGAGCAUCAAAUUAUACACUCUUUCUUGUGGCUCCAUUAAAAUGCGUAUUACGAAUAUUAACGAAAUUGCGAAACAAACGCGCGUUUCUCGAACAGCCGAUUAAUUACGUAAACUGUUCGUCGACGCAAUCAUUGAACAUAAACGCGCUUUUAACGAAGGGUACAGCUUGAGAGCAGUUUGUUUUUGAUCGCGUUUUUCUGUGACAACAUCAAGAGAUACGCGAGCAAAAAAAUAUGUAAAAGCGCAUUGAACAAAUUUAAAGAUCGCGUCGAUAAGACGAUCGAAGAGGAUCAUUUUUAUAACAAAAGGAAUAAUGUCAUUGACGUUGAUGUUUACAAUUUGUAGCGAUGCAAUUGUGUUUUUUCAAUAUUCAAAGCCUUUCGACAUUAACCUUGUAAUAUUUUAUAUGUCACGUUAAACCACCACCAACUAUGUUUUGUCAUAAUAAUAUAAAAUUAUGCGACACUUGAUUGUUCAUCUUGGAUUACUGGAGCGAUUCAAUCCUCGCGAGUGUCUUGUCGCGACAGAUCGUGUUUGUCAGCGGCCACGCUUCAUUAUCGUCAAUUAAGGAAAAAGUACGAGAGUAUGUAGGUAUAAUAUUGAAUUCGGAACUCUUCUAAACCAUGUCACAGUAAGACUGUUCGAACGGUCAUGCUGAUGUAAAACCCACAUGUGUAUAUGUAUGUACAACGUAAGCCUCGAGAUUGGUAAUUAUAUUUUAAUGUAAUGUAUAAAAAAAAGAAGAAGAAAGAGGAAAAUAACGGACAAAGUAUGCGUGCAAAGAAACAGUGGCAAAACACUCGUACGUUUACCGACACAAUAAUGUAAGAAAAAUGAAUAAAGUGAGCACCGUGCUUCGUCUCUCCUCCUCGUUUAUUCUAGCCACGUUAAGUAGAUAUUGUAUUUAUCGCUACGACAUCAUACACACGUUAGAGUCACGACAACUUUCACGCGUUCAACUUGAUGUAAUUAAAUAGGAUUGUCAACCCGCGAUGUCAAAUAUGAGCUGUCAUUCUCAUUGUUUCAAAAAUUCGCUAGAGACAACACCUGAUAUUGUAUCCGUUUGAUCCACUCUGAUUCUAUACACUAGUAUUCUGUAAACAUCCAUGAAUGAACUCGCAUCUUCCUCUUCGAGAAAGUCCAAGUCAUUGAUUGGAUAGAUUGACUGAUUAAUGAUAUACGUUAGCUGCGUUAAACGGUUGUUUUUUCGCCUCAAAUCGAGUUGACGCACAUCACAAAAAUAUAUUCUAAUACAAAUGUAUCAAAAUUGAACUUCACGUUGACGUAGCUCCGUUGAAAACGAAGAAUCAGCCUUGUAUAGUGUGUCGCGCGGAUCAAACGGAAACUUGGACACUCUAAACCUGCGAAUCUUCGAAUCGAUCCUAUUUCCGUCUACUUCGCCAAAUAUUUGCACUAGGAGAGAAAAAGGAUUCGGUGUAAAGUCCAAAUGCGAAAUCAUACGGCAAAUGAUGCGAUAGUAGAUAGUUUUAGUCGAUCGAUAAUUUUACGCUAUAUAAGUGUAAAUCUUCUGCCGGAAAUAACGAACGAUUCAGUCGAUACUAGAUAAUAAGGAUUUCGGGAAUUCUUUGUAGAUCGAUAGGAUGCACUGUGUCGUUUGAUCUGUCGGUUGUAGAUAACCGGAAAUAGGAAAGCCUAUUUUUGCAUCGUGUGAUUAAAGAAAAAAAAAGCUGGUUUAUAUUUACUGAAUACGCAUUUGGAUGGUGUGUUAUAAAGUUCCAAACUAUAUAAAAAUAACUUGUAGGAUGUUAAUCGUCAAUGAUUCGUAUAACAGUGAUUCAUAUAAUAUAAAAAUUUAAUUUAUGAAUAUGCUUAUUACCUAUUUCUUCUUACAGGCUUUCGCAGUCUUCUGUGUAAAUAAUCAUUUUUAUAUAUUUAUCAUUAUUUUAUUAUUUUAUAAUUUUGACUGAUUCUCGAUUAAUCGCUAGAGAAAGAUCUCUUACAAUUUAUAUUGCGUAAAUACGUACAAAUUACAAUUGCUUUAAAACACCUUAAAUAAUUAAUUAGUCAUUGCGUUAUACAAUAUGUAAAGCGAUAUCGAUCAACUAUCGAAUCUGGAAGGUAUCACGAUGUAACGGAAGAUCGUUCUCGAGUAUCACAAUCGCAUAAGUAUAAUCGUAUAAAAAUCUACUCUGUACUUGUAUACUUAGCGCAUAUAAAUAGCGCCACAAUAAUUUUUCGGCGUCAUUAACAUUACAUCGGUAUAAAAGGGGUAGUCAACGUGUUUUGCGGCACGAAAAUGUAACUCUCGUCGUGAGAGAAGUAUUUGUAAAACACAAAUUAAUUCUGAUAUGUUUAUUACAUUAUAUUUAAAAUAUAUCUCAAAUCAAAUAAUUCUUACACUAUCAAAUAAACGUACGAUUGUACGAAGGUACAGCUGUGAGCAAAGCGCGAAUCGACCAGAGAUGCGUGUAUAACACAUAAAGUGAGAAAGACCGCAGUAAGUGACAUUUAUUUCGGCAUUAUGUCUAGCAAUUUGAGUCGUAUUAUUGUCGAUUCAACAAAAUCUAAAUUUCAAUAUUUAGGAUAUAGAUAGCGUUUCAACUAGUAAGUACCUCGGAGUGUACUUGGGAACGAAGAAGGGGGUGAAAGGUGGAAAGAGGAAAGGGGAGGGUGGGAGGAAGGAUAGUCCUGGCAUAAUAUUUAGUGUUUACUUCUCUGAAUGUUUGCAUGGAAUAUUCUGUAAUCACGAUCCAUUUGACGACAUGUACUACGAAAAUUGAUAACGUUUUUAAAUUUUUCCUGAUAUUUUUGUGAUAUUUUCUGACAAAGUAUGAAAAGUAUGAAAAGUCACGACUCAAGUGUGACGACUCAAGUGUAAAUUAUAUUUUUACGGGUUAGCAAAAUUUGUCUCGUCUCGAUGAAAUCAAUAAAAUUGCAUAUGAUAUGAAUGUUUCAUACAAGUAGGCUUUAUUUGAAUUAAUUUGAGAAUUAUAAGAUAAAUCUCUGAUAGAUUUUUUCUUUUAUUCUUUUGUGCUUAUUCAAUCAGUAUCAAAGUGUACAGUUAGUACAUUUAUUUCGAGACGUUUAGAAGUGCUAAGUUUGCGAUUCAAUUAGGGCAACGCGUUUCGCUGUUUAAGGAUUAAACGGCAGACUAAAAAAUAUUCGCGCAAUAUUAUUCUUACGUGUCACACGCGUCAUACGCGUCGCACACUAGGAGCAUAGAUAUACAUGCACAUUCAGUCAUACGCGUACGCACUAGAGGCAUGUCUGCUUUAGCAGCACUCGAGAAGAAAAGGCAAAAGUAAAAUAAAGAAAAUAUAAUUAGCGAGUAUAUUUCAUGUAACACUCCUUCUAAUUCAAAUGAAAGCCAUUCAUUCUUUUUGUAGCUAUAGUAAGCAUUGUUACUUGAGCGAUUAUCAUCCUUCGUCGCGAAAGCAAGAGUGCACUUUUCGAUCUCAUAGGCCAAGAGCUAAUUAUUGUUAUUAUUAACGAAGAAUAGAACUGUGUCAAGUCAAGGGAUGAUUAUUGUGUAAUAGUAUUAUUUUAUAAGCAGUCAAUAAUAUUAAUAUUCAAGUAAGCUAAACGCCGUAUAUCACCUCUUUCUCCGAAAUCCUCCCCGUUUGUAAAGAAGUCGUAUUUAUUUCAUAAGCUCAUUUUCAGGUCAGAGAGUACCUAUAACUCUAUUGUUAAAUAAUAUACAUACCGCAAUAUACAUGCAUAUAGAAGCUGAUGCAGGUAUCUUUUAAACGAUAAGGUGUGUACAUUUUAAUUUUUAUGAACAUAAUAAAAAUAUAAUUUAAUGUUCUAAAUGUGUGCGAUUUUACAUGGUCGGACUUUGCUCACAUCCGUUUGCAAAUCCGAUAAUAAUAUUUAUCCCGUUCGUGAUUAUAACAAAUCAAUAUUUAGUUCUAAGAUACGGAUAUGAAUAUACAUACAUAUAUUAAGUUAUACGUUAUUACGUAGUUAUUAUAAUUUCUACAGUGAAAUUACACGUGUUCUUAAUUUCUUUAGUUACGUUUACGUAAUUUUUUAGAAUGCUUUGGUAAUAACGGCAAAUACACAGUUACAUUAGUUAUAUUCUUUUAUAUCACAGCGAAUUAUUGUCCAUGAAUGUGUGAUUUUAAAAGUUUAUUUAUAAAAUUAAAAUUAUCUAUUUAUCUUUUAGAACAAAGUGAUAUUCGCAUUAAGAAAUAAACAUAGUAACAAGAGUAUGUUGAACAUUAAUUGAAUUAAUUAAUUGCACGACUAAGAUUUAAUUGAAAAAAAUGUGUACAUUCUAUUUUUAACACAAUUUUAGUAACCUCCCUCCUCCUCUCCCACUUGUUACGUACAAAUCUAAUUAAUUAACAUCAUCAUCAUUAUCGUUAUCAGUAUCAUUAUUGUCAUCGUCAUCAUUAUUGUCAUUAUUAUAUUGUUGUUGUUAUUGUUAUUAUUAUUAUUACUAUUAUUAUUAUAUGUUUGCAUUUUGCGCUUUAUUGUAUGUUUCGAUGUGUGAUAAUAAAUAACUCGGCGGAAAC